Molecule: messenger RNA, 1305 nt
Organism: Papaver somniferum (opium poppy)
Lineage: Eukaryota; Viridiplantae; Streptophyta; Magnoliopsida; Ranunculales; Papaveraceae
Product: F-box/LRR-repeat protein At4g14103-like
Exons: 5
Coding region: 1-1305 (434 amino acids)
Source: RefSeq, a predicted model, not a curated record
AUGAGCGUUUUAUCUAAAAGAUGGAGGUACAUUUGGACCUCAGUACCUGUUAUUGAUCUUCGGGAAUUGGAAUUUCCUACAAUUGUUGAACAAGAAAACACAGUCGAGGAGGCUGGAAGAGUCAGGGAAUUAUACUUAUUGCAGUAUCAGAGGUUUAUGGAUUUUGUUGACAGAAAGCUAAGUCUUCACCAUGAAACACGAGAUAUAAAGAAAUUUUAUCUCGACAGUCCUGAUCGUUCAUAUUAUGAAAGUUCUCGGGUUGAAGAGUGGAUAUCUUCUUUGAUAACGAGGCAUAAUCUCGAAGAGUUUGCUUUCUAUGCAGAUGGUUCGCCAGUUACGGGCUUAUUUCCUUCGAGUGGGGGACUUGCAUCACUUAUUAUUUUGGAGUUGGAUACGUUUAAUCCAGUUUAUCUUCCUAAUGCAAUAAAUCUUCCAAAGCUCAAGAUUUUUCGCCUUUGGAACACCGACUUGUAUUUGCAUUCUGAAGAUCUGACUCAACAAUUCUUUUCUAACCUCCCUGUUCUCGAAGAAUUGGAGUUGGUGGACUGCCAGUGGAACUCGAUCAUGCCAGAACUAUUUAUUUCAGCUCCCGCUUUGAAAUAUCUGCUCAUUUCUGGUCCUAAUGCAGGCCAAUAUUUUGAUGAUACCGAUGACUCCUCCCCCUCUUAUGAAUUUAAGAUUAACAUUUUCGCACCAAAUCUACAGUCCCUCAGGUACACCGACGUUCCAGCAGAGGACUAUAUUUUGCAUCGCUUUGAGUCACUAGUUGAUGCGGAGAUUGACCUUCACCGAUUUGAUAUGCCUUUUGAUAUGCAAGAAAAAGAUCCAAUUGCAGCCAAAGUUCUUGAAAAGCUUUCUAAUGUAAAACUUUUAAAGAUAUCUGGUAAAACUUUUGAGGCAGUCGCAUUUCCAGACGAUCUCUUCACAAAUUGGCCCGUGUUCCAUAACUUGGUCCAUUUGGAAGUGACCUCGAAGAUCUCUUUUGUGAAGGAUAAAUCAUUCUUGAACUUUCUCAGAAUCACGCCCAAUUUAGAAACAAUUGUUAUUGCUAAGAUGAAAAAAGAUGCAGAAGAGCAGACGGAAAGAAAUGGAGAUGCAAGAAUAUCAUCAGUAAUUCUCAUGAUCCUAGCCAUUACUGUGAUCAGCACACAUCUUGGUAUCAAAGAUGCCGCUGAUGAAGUUCAGGGUGAGAGGCAAAGAGUAGAAAACAAAGAUAACACUGAUGAUCAAUUGAGGAAUUGUAGUUUUGAAGAAGGGGAUUGUUGUUGGAAGAAGAAACCCAGGAAUCAUUGGAGAAAAUUUUAG